AUGGCUUGUGACUUUGGAUUCAAGCUUUGGCUGCUGCGUGUGAAAGCUCCCGAUGUAUCGACAUUCUGCGCUGUGGAAACCAUGGUACGUGACAUGGUGUUCGGAGAGGAAGGAUGGGAGGGAUCAGCCUGGCUCAGUGUUGGGCCACUUUUUUGCACGCUGAAGCCCGCAUACUGUGCUUCGCAAUUGUCGUUGCGCCGACUUCUCGACGCAAGGUUCUCAAAGGCUACGCGUUGCGUGCGCUAUAUCCUUUCUGGUUCGGAGAAGAACAAGUAUUUGGGAGAGCAAAUUGGGCGGCAAAUGUCCAAUGCUCACAUUGUUGGAACGCCGGGGGAACAUGCUUUUUGCGCAGCUCACCACACCGUGCCGCUGCUUUCCGUGCAACGUUUGACUCAACCAUGA
Molecule: messenger RNA, 402 nt
Organism: Effrenium voratum
Lineage: Eukaryota; Dinophyceae; Suessiales; Symbiodiniaceae
Source: the annotation of a GenBank genome assembly